AUGACUCCAGGAACCGUACAAAACGACUCCGCCGCAGUUUCUUCUUCUCAGUCACUGACUGACGAGACAACCGCCAAGCAACAACAAAUGACAACCACCGCAGAAACCCUAACAUCACCACCGUCAUCCAGUGAUGACUCACAUCACGAUCUUCCAUUAUCCACUCUCCCAUUUGAUCUCGUUCAAGAAAUUCUAUGCAGGCUUCCUGUUAAAUCUCUCAUGCAAUUCCAAUGCGUAUGUAAAUCCUGGAAAUUGUUAAUCUCCGGCGAUCACAAGUUCGCGAAGAAGCAUCUUCACAUGUCAAUCACUCAGAGCCGCCACCACCUCAUGGUAAACAAAUGGAAGGAUGCACUGAUUUCGUCUAUUUUCGACGCAGUGUCGGAGGCUAAGAUCACACAAACUAAGCUUAGGUCUCCUCCCUUUCUGAAUAAAGGAUAUUAUUUUGUAUCGGUUGCUUCUUGUCACGGCAUUGUCUGCUUUCAAAUUCCUUAUUAUGUUGUUUUUUGGAAUCCUUCUAUUGGAAAAUACAAGACAUCACCAUUUUUAAGGCUUGCACAACAUUAUGGCCUUGGUUAUGAUCAUGUAAACGAUAAUUAUAAGUUGGUUGCUGUUUAUAACUAUGAUGAUCAAGGUGAUAGUAGUGAUGAUGAUAAUGGUAAUGGUAAUGGUAAUGGUAAUGGUGGUGAUGAUGAUGACGAUGAUGACGAUGAUGACGAUGAUGAUGUGUUCGAGGUUUCUAAGAAAACUGAAGUGAUGGUUCAUACUUUGGGGACAAAUUGUUGGAGAAAGAUUCGAAAGUUUCCUUGUGGUGUUCCUGUUGGUAAAUCGGCAGGGACAUUCGUUGGUGGCGCUAUUAAUUGGGUGACGUCUAAAGAUGGGAAUGAAUUUUAUGCUUCUUCGUAUUUUAUAGUUUCUCUGAAUAUGGCGAAUGAGUCCUAUCAAGAAAUUUUGCAGCCUGAUUAUGGAGAGCUAUUUGUGGUUGGCUUGACGUUAGGUGUGUUAAGGGAUUGCUUAUGCAUAUUUUCUCAUGGUGAGUCGUUUGUUGAUAUUUGGCUUAUGAAUGAGUACGGAGACAAAAAUUCUUGGAAUAAAUUGUUCACUAUUCCUUUCAUUAAAGAUAUUGGUUUGUAUCCUUCUAACAAGGCAAUAUAUAUUUACGAGGAUGAACGAGUGCUGCUGGUGUCUAGUGAUGAUGAACAUAGAUCGAAUCCAAAGUUGGUUGUUUACGAUUCUAAAAGUGAUACUUUUAAAUUUCCUGAGAUUGCAAUCAGGAGGGUUCCGACGAUCUAUGUUGAGAGUUUGAUAACAACUUGUUUAUGA
This is a messenger RNA of Trifolium pratense (red clover), 1320 nucleotides long. Its product is annotated as F-box/kelch-repeat protein At3g23880-like. Gene Ontology annotation, molecular function: protein binding. Lineage: Eukaryota; Viridiplantae; Streptophyta; Magnoliopsida; Fabales; Fabaceae. The coding region runs from base 1 to 1320 and encodes 439 amino acids. The transcript has a single exon. The record is from RefSeq and is a predicted model, not a curated record.